ACAUCACCCUCGUGGUUCAUAAACAUCCUCAGUCGCAUUUCCUCCUAUCUAGAUUCUCUUCCCCCUUGGAACACACCAUCCAGACCACCCGCACCUGUCAAGACGCGUCAACUCUCCCAAAAACGAUGCCCGAAGAAACCUUGAAAGCGGGGCACUUCCAGACCCUCACCUUCGAAUCUCCCAAACGCAUCGUCAUUACCGACACCCUCUAUGGCACGCACGAGAUUCGAGAGCCCGUCCUAAUUGACCUCCUCAAGUGUCCCGACCUCCAACGCUUGAUCGGCAUCGGUCAGCACGGCGUCACAGGCCACCUGGGCUUACUCCCCGGCGCCGUUAAGAUCACGCGCUUCGAGCACUCGGUGGGCGCCUGUCUCCUUGUUCGUUCUCGCGGCGGCACUCUCGAAGAGCAAGUGGCCGCUCUCCUGCACGACAUCAGCCACACCGUCCUCAGUCAUGUCGUCGAUUGGGCCUUGUCCAACCCGGACGAGGAAAGCUUCCACGAGGUCCACAAGGCCCGAUAUCUCCAGACGACGCGCAUUCCCGACAUUCUCAUCCAGCAUGGACUGCCUCUGACGGUCCUACAUGAAGAGCAGUACCCGCUCGUCGAGCUGCCGGCGCCGCACCUCUGCGCGGACCGUCUGGAUUACUCGCUCCGCGAUGGGCUGGCCUUCGGAAAACUGGACCAGGAUCGUGUGUGUGAGCUGCUGCUGUGCUUGCGUGCCUUUCCAAAUCCGACAGCCAAAAACCGCAUUCUCGUCCUUGAGAACCGGCGCGUGGCGCUCUGGUUUGCGCGGGUCUACAUCCAGAUCGACCAGGAGGUGUGGUCCAAUCCGGCCCAUGCAGACAUGUACAGGCGCACGGGGAAGCUGAUUGGGGAUCUCGUCCGGGGUGGUCUUAUGUCGGAGGAGACGCUUUGGAAGCUCUCGGAUCAGGAAUUCUGGGGCUUGUUGUUGCGUCUGGCGGAUUCGGAUGGGGUGGCGAUGCUGAAGAGGUUCGAGGCCGAGGGGUUGAUGGAGGAGAAAGGCCUGCUUCUUCCGAAGAAUGCCAAAAUCAGAACAGUGGAUCCUGAUGUUUGGGAGAAUGAGUAUGUCCCCUCGCCUUUGUCGAAGUUGAAUCCCGAGUGGGCGGCGGAGCGUCAGGCAUACAUUGCUCGUCGGGAAGCGACACGGGAGUUGGACUGAAUUUGAGUUAUGUACGUCUGCGAAGGUCUGGCCUGGUUACUUCAGGAUCAGUCUUUGGCUUUAUGGCAGUUCACGAAAGACUGGCUGCUUUCUCUUCUAACUAGUUACAACCAUACAUGCAGGUGCAUGAUAAGUUACAGAGAGUAGCCACGAACAAUGAGUCUCAUAGGACAGAACGAUCAAGCAUGGUUUUCAAGCUAACCUGAAUCUAAUCUACCUCAUGGCAUCGACUCUAGCCAUAGCGCGCGUCUUUAGGCUCGUCAUCGAACCAGACAGGAGGAACGCCAUGAUUGAUG
Messenger RNA from Aspergillus homomorphus CBS 101889, 1477 nucleotides. RefSeq lists its product as uncharacterized. The coding region runs from base 126 to 1181 and encodes 351 amino acids. The transcript has a single exon. Gene Ontology annotation, cellular component: nucleus. Lineage: Eukaryota; Fungi; Ascomycota; Eurotiomycetes; Eurotiales; Aspergillaceae. The record is from RefSeq and is a predicted model, not a curated record. Gene Ontology annotation, molecular function: dGTPase activity. Gene Ontology annotation, biological process: dGTP catabolic process.